AUGGCGGGCUCAAGCGCAGCGAGUCUCUCCAGUGCAGAUAGCGACGAGGCUGCCAAGCAGAUCCACGCACUCUACUGCUUCGAUGUCCUCUCCGCACGCUUAUCGGGCUCACCGAUCCCCUCUCCGUCGUUCGAUGACCGAUUACAGGCCUACCCGUUAUUCGUCACUUGGAAUAUCCAGUCGAGCAGUUCAUCCAAACGCUCGCCGAGGUUGAGGGGCUGCAUCGGCAAUUUCACUGCUGCACCGCUCGGCACCGGUCUGCGAGAAUACGCAGAGAUCUCCGCGUUUAAAGAUAGUCGAUUCAACCCCAUCAACUCGGCUGAGCUACCGCGAUUGCAAUGCAGGCAAGCAUCACGCCCCUACAGCGUCUCGCUUCUCACGCAUUUCGAGGAAGCAGACGAUUAUCUGGACUGGCAGAUCGGGCAGCAUGGCAUCUACAUCCAUCUCCCCGAUCCACAUGACCAUACGAGAUCAAUCGCACAAUCACUCUCGCGACGAAGCGCACGAGAGCUCUCUGCAACCUACUUGCCUGACGUCAUGCCCGAGCAAGGCUGGUCAAAGCCAGAAGCAGUCAAGUCUGCCGUUCGCAAGUCUGGCUAUUCUGGGCGAAUCACCCAGGAAAUACUGAACAGCAUAAGAUUGACGCGCUAUCAAAGCAGCAAAGUCACCGUCACUUAUGACGAAUGGCGAGCAGCAUCAGCAGCUAGUUCGCUCGCAUCCUCGCCUUCACCGGUCUCAUCCUGA
Molecule: messenger RNA, 744 nt
Organism: Mixia osmundae IAM 14324
Lineage: Eukaryota; Fungi; Basidiomycota; Mixiomycetes; Mixiales; Mixiaceae
Exons: 5
Coding region: 1-744 (247 amino acids)
Source: RefSeq, a predicted model, not a curated record